Messenger RNA from Apis laboriosa (Himalayan honeybee), 1264 nucleotides. RefSeq names its product integrator complex subunit 12-like. Gene Ontology annotation, cellular component: integrator complex. The record is from RefSeq and is a predicted model, not a curated record. The transcript is spliced from 5 exons. Gene Ontology annotation, biological process: snRNA 3'-end processing. NCBI's taxonomy places the organism in Eukaryota, Metazoa, Arthropoda, Insecta, Hymenoptera, Apidae. Bases 124 to 1026 code for a protein of 300 amino acids.
ACUUUUAUUCACGAUAAUAUCUCCCUAGACAGAGGCUGCAUUUAUUUAACGCAGAAUCAAAACUCUGUAAAAUUAAAUUUGGAAUACGCGAGACCAGGGACGAAUCAACUAAUAGCAGUGCCUAUGUUCUUUAACUUUCAUUAUUUUUUACUUUAUGUACAACAUACAGUUCCCAUGUAUAAAAAUAUUUUCCAAGCGAUUAAAGUAAGUCAUAUAAAAAUGUCACAAUUGGAGUUAGAUCCUCAAUUUACACAGGGUUUACAUCUUUUACAUUCCACUAAUAAAGAUUCUGCAGAACAAUUACGAGCUCUUCUAGAUGAAGCAAUCAAACAAAAAUAUGGACCAUCAAAAAUGUUAUCGAAUGUAUUACACAAAAAGUAUAUGAUGGAGGAACCAGUACUAAGUGACCAUAGCAGCAGUAGUAAAAAGAGCAAAAGCUCCUCUUCUUCUUCUUCCAAACAUUCAAGUAAAUCAAGCAAAAACAACUCUCCUGUAAAUUUACCAACGCGUGACACACCACCUGAUAUUAUUCAGACUGAUAAUACUUUAGCAUUAGAAAUAUUAGAAGAUGAUCUGACAUGUGUAAUUUGUAAAGGAAUGGAUGUUGGUGCAAGAAACAGACUUGUUGAAUGUUUAGAAUGUCAUUCAUUAUAUCACCAAGAAUGUCAUGUUCCACAUAUUUUAGAUUCUCAAAUAGAUGUACCAGGAUUGGUGUGGUAUUGUUCAAACUGUUCCAAAUCUCAGGUUUCAAAAGAAAGGAGUUCACCAAAAACAGUGAUAGAAAGUAAAUCUAAAGAACAAAAAAAAUCCAAUUUAAGUGGUGGAAACAAAAUAACACCAAAUAUUCAUAUUAUAAGUGCAGAUAGAAGAUUAAAAGAUAUGAUGAAAAAAGCUAAACAGGAUAAACGAAGCACAAAUAUUACUCAAAGUUCAAAAAAAAAUUCUUCAGCUAAUUCACCAGCAUUGUCUUCAACAAAAUCUCAGGAAAAAUCACUAGUAUAUAAAAUCAAAUCAGGUGUAGAAUGAAGCACUUAUAUAUAUUAUGACAAUAUUUUAUAAUGUGUAAAAGACUUAAACAAAUUUUAUAAUUUCGACAUUACAAGAUGAUUAGUUAAUUGAGAAAAUCUUUAAAAUUAAUAGUGAUAAUCAGAUAUUCUGAUUCGAUAUAUUUCGACUAAAAUCGAUAUAUUUUGUCAAAAAUAGUAUAAUCUUUGAACAAAUAAUAUUAAUAUUUCAUACCGCAAUAAUUCCCGAUUUUUUGCUA